Trypanosoma conorhini is the source of this 795-nucleotide messenger RNA. Its product is annotated as putative methyltransferase. The transcript has a single exon. The coding region runs from base 1 to 795 and encodes 264 amino acids. The record is from RefSeq and is a predicted model, not a curated record. Lineage: Eukaryota; Euglenozoa; Kinetoplastea; Trypanosomatida; Trypanosomatidae.
AUGUCCAAGUACGCCGACCCCGACUACUGGGAGGAGCGCUACCGCAGCAACGACACCACGUACGACUGGUACGUCACCUUCGACAACCUUGAGCCCCACCUGCGCCCGCUGCUGCAGCCGCCAGAGCAGAUCCGCGUGCUGGUGGUUGGCUGCGGCAACAGCCGCCUCUCGGUGGGCCUCUACGACGAGCUGAACAUCCGUAAAAUCACCAACGUCGAUGUCUCGCCCACUGUCAUUGCCCAGAUGGAGCGGCGGUGCAAGGCGAAGAGCGAGAUGCAGUGGGUCUGCUGCGACCUCGUCAACACGUCGCCGGAGAAGCUGCUCUCGCUGCUCUGCCCGAACGACUACCUCUUCGACUUUAUCAUUGACAAGGGCCUUACCGACGCUGUCCUCGGCGGGCACAACUCCUUUCACAACGUCUACACCCUGAUGAAGAACCUCUCGCGGCUGCUGAAGAAGGGCGGGCGCUUCCUCUCCGUGUCGUACGGGGCGCCGGAGACCCGCAUAGACCACUUCCGCCGCCGCAAGCUCUACUUUGACGUCGAGCACAAACCCAUUGAGAAGCCGAUGUUCAACUCCACGGCGCGGCCCACCGGGCACUACCAUCUCUACAUCAUGACAAAACUGGGGGAGAAGCAGGUGGCGGCGGCAGUGGGGGACGUGGGGGCCGGCCUCGACGGCACCACCGCCAGCGCCGACUCCGACGACGACGAGGACGAGUUUUACGAUCGCUUCAUGAUGCAGACUUCGUCACCCGCGCUGGUGGCGGACCCCAGCCGCAUCCGCACGCUGUAG